UUUCACAAUUUCACAGCUGCUGGCUUGUUUUGGGGCCUUACUACGCCGUUAAUGUUGAGGCCAUUCUUCGCAUCAGUUCAGCAAUUCAUUUAAAUUGAUCAGUUGCCAGGACCAAUGCAGAAAAAAAAAUUGGGACACAAUGGAAGAUUUGGGAUUUACAUUCCUCAAAACUAGAUAAUAUUGGGCUCUUUAAGAAUGGAUGUUGCUGCAUUGCUAAUCCUUUGAGUAAUGUAUUUACGAGGCUGAAAAAUGCAAAACUGUUUGGGAAAGGACUAAAGCAUCUUCACCACCAAGUCUGGCUAACGUUUGCUGCUGAUUUGUCUUGAAGAAUUACCAGACAUUAGACAUCCUGCCAUGGAGUUAGAUUUCAACAUUGAGGAGCUAAUUGAUUUGAGUUUUGUAACAGAUGAGGAGCUAGAUAUGAUUGUACAUGUCCUUUAUCGGGAUGCCGAGCUCCGUUUAUUGGAGGACGAACGGAUCAAGAAGUUGCAACAAUCGGUUCUUAAUCCUGAACAGUUAAAAUUUGCAACAGGAGAUUGGUUUAAGGAAGUCCGAGCAAAGCGACACACAGACAAAAAGUUUGGAUCAGACAUUUUACGUGCCUCUAUUCGUAAGAAGAAAACAGGAAAAGGUGAAAGACAGAAAAAAGUGACAAUUAAUGAUGAGAAGAUCGUUAUUAAUGAGCAGGAGGGUCAAGAGGUGGAACAGUUAGAGAAUGUUAGUUCUGAACAAGAGAAUACAAGAAUGGUCCAAACAGAUGGUGAACAGGAAGAAAUUCAUGAGAGGUUUGUUGACAAUGAAAGCAAUGUGACUUCAAAACAGGAAAUAGUAACACUAUCUGCCGACAACCAGACCCAGAGAAAUAACCACAUGAUCUCUGAAACAGCAGAUGAUGAAAUGUUGAGAACUGAGGAAGGCAGCAUAUUGGUCCCUACUAUUUCAGUACAGAGUAUUGAUGAGAUGGAUUGUGAAACUUGCUCCCUACAAAGUGGUGAUUGCAGUGUACCAACAAAAGAUGUGGAUGUUAACAGUGGGCUGUUGAAUUUCCAAUCCCCUAGCCUCAGCAGCAGUAUGAUGAGUUUGUACAGCAAUGCUGAUUUUGGAUGUGUUGAUGUGAGAGGCAGUAUCACUUUCUCACUGCAUUAUGAUGAGAAUGGUCACGAGUUCUACAUUUUCGUGGUGCAAUGUGAUGAUCUUGCUGGAGUCAAGAAAAAUCGUUCUGAUCCCUAUGUGAAGAGCUAUCUUCUUCCAGAUAAAUCAUCCCGAAGCAAACGUAAAACAUCAGUGAAGAAGAAAACCCUGAAUCCUACAUUCAAUGAGAAAUUAAAGUACAAAAUGGAAAAAGUUGAACUGCAGAGUCGAACUCUGAACCUCUCCGUGUGGCACAGUGAUCACUUUGGCCACAAUCUCUUCCUGGGAGAGGUGGAGAUCCAAUUGGAAUCAUGGGAUUGGAGCAAUAUCAAACCUACAUCCUACAUCCUACAGCCACGUCUUGCAGCUCUAACAAAUGUGAUCCGAAGCAGAGGUCAACUGUCCUUAUCGCUGAAAUUCCUUCCAGCAGGUGCACAUGAUCAGGGAAUGCCUCCCACCGCAGAGUUGCACAUCUGGCUCAAGGAAGCUCGGAAUCUCCUCCCAAUCCGAUCGAAGGGCAUCAACUCUUUUGUCAAAUGUUAUAUUCUCCCAGAUGUCAACAAGUCCAGCCGACAAAAGACCAGAGUGAUAAAGAACAAUUUGAAUCCUGUGUAUAACCACACAAUGGUAUAUGAUGGCUUUCAAACAGAAGACAUGAGUGAGACCUGUGCUGAGAUCACUGUCUGGGACCAUGACACAUUUUCCAACCAGCUUCUUGGAGGAUUGAGGCUAAGUCUAGGAACAGGUCUCAGCUAUGGGCAAUCUGUCGACUGGAUGGAUUCAAACGAGGAAGAGAUUUCUGCAUGGCAAAAAAUGCUUUCUGCACCUGGGCAGUGGACGGAGUCCAUGUUACCACUCAGACCCAACAUGAAUUCUAUGGAAUUGUCACAGUCUGCAAAAUAAUUUACGUCUCUGUGAACUAACCUGUCCUUUGGUAAUAUUCUGCGUAGGUCACAGGGUCUAAGAUGCAGAACUAACUUUAUUCAGACAAAUUUAGGAGCUGGAUUGAGGAGAUAAAUUUCUGAGCAUUAGAAUUUUGAGGUUAAGAGCUUGACCCUGACUAUUGGGUCUGUGAAGAACACAAGAGUUUCAGGAUUAAAUUUGAAAAGAUAGCAAUGUGAACUGUAUCCAUCUGGUAACAUGUUGGUACCUCUAUAUUAUUGGGUUUUUGUGAAGGGUCUUGGACUUUUCAGAGCACUACAGUAGAGCCUAGAUUAGAGAAUAAGGCCUUGUAGGCUUUGCCAAUCUUGCUUCCACCAAACAUGCAACAAACAUAUUCUCAUCAGCCAUUACUAUGUAACAUAGAAAAUAGGUGUUGAAGUAUGCCUUCAUCCCAUCAAGCUUGCUCUGCUAUUCAACAUGAUUGUGUUUGAUCCUCUACCUCCCCAAAUGACUGUGCCUUUAGUGUCUAGAAAUCUCUCUUUCUUCAAUAUAUUCAAUGACUUGGCCUCAACAGCCUUAUGUAAUAGAGAAUUCCAAAGGUUCACACCACCUGAGUGGUGCAAUUUCUCUUCAUGUCAGUCCUAACUGGCCUACCCAGUAUCCUGAUACAGGGGAAACAUCAUCUCUGCAUCAUCUGUAUUGGACCUGUCAGAAUUUUUACAUUUCAAUGAAAUCCCUCUUGUUCUUCUAAGCUCCAGUGAAUAGAACAGAGAACAGUACAGCACAGGAAUCGGCCCUUUGGCCCACGAAGGCUGCACCGACACAAUGCUUUUCCAAAUUAAAACUCUAUUGCCUCUAUGAUCUCUGUAUCCCUCUAUUCCCUGCUAUUCAUAAAUCUGUUAAGAUGCCUCUUAAAUGUUGCUAGUCUGUGACCUCCAUUACCUCCUCUGGCACUGCUUUUCAGGUACUACCACCCGCUGUGUAAAGAAAAAACUCACAUCUCCUUUAAACUUGCCUCCUCUUACUUUAACCUUAUCACAGUAUCAUAAAAUGCCUAAAGGCCUGGCUUUCAACCUGUAAUGCAAUUAACAAAAUGUGGUAUUAGACCCCAUUUACAAACCCAUGCAGAACAGAACUGGAAAUGACAACUUAACAGACC
This is a messenger RNA of Rhincodon typus (whale shark), 3172 nucleotides long. Its product is annotated as synaptotagmin-like protein 2. Gene Ontology annotation, biological process: intracellular protein transport; exocytosis. The transcript is spliced from 15 exons. Lineage: Eukaryota; Metazoa; Chordata; Chondrichthyes; Orectolobiformes; Rhincodontidae. Gene Ontology annotation, molecular function: small GTPase binding; neurexin family protein binding. The coding region runs from base 355 to 2034 and encodes 559 amino acids. Gene Ontology annotation, cellular component: exocytic vesicle; plasma membrane. The record is from RefSeq and is a predicted model, not a curated record.